Pecten maximus is the source of this 1410-nucleotide messenger RNA. RefSeq names its product splicing factor, suppressor of white-apricot homolog. Lineage: Eukaryota; Metazoa; Mollusca; Bivalvia; Pectinida; Pectinidae. The annotation marks the transcript as partial. The transcript has 8 exons. The record is from RefSeq and is a predicted model, not a curated record. Gene Ontology annotation, molecular function: RNA binding. Gene Ontology annotation, biological process: RNA processing; mRNA 5'-splice site recognition.
UUUAGGUAAUACAUUACUUUAGGAACCAUGAGCCUAUCCUUACUCUGUUUUUAUCUGCCGACAGGUAUGACGGACGGGGUCACUUGUUUGACCUUUCAGCAUUUGAUGCCAGCAAUGUUAGAGACACCGAUCAAACUCUCACUGAAGAUGAAGAACAUAUGGAGAAGUUGUGCGAUGAAGAGCGUUAUCUGGAGCUGCGUACAGAUAUGGCCGAGAAGACCAUGUAUGAAGAGGAGGAGUGGAAGCGUUACUACCUGUCCCUUUCUGAAGGUUACAAUGCGGUCGGCUUCAGCUAUGACUACGCUCAACAGAUGGCAGCUGAGCAACACCCACAGGUCAAAAUAGAAGCUGUGGAAGAUAAACCAUUUGUUGCUCCCGAGGAGUUGCAUGUUCCACCUGAAGUCGUUGUGCCUGAAACAGAAAAACAGAAUGCGAUCAUAGAGAAGACUGCCAAGUUUAUAGCAGAGCACGGAGCUCAGAUGGAAAUCAUUAUCAAAACAAAGCAGUCUAAUAAUUCACAAUUUGAGUUCAUGCAUUUUGAGAAUGUACUGAACCCUUAUUACAAGCACAUGGUGACGAUGAUCAAGUCUGGAAAGUAUCGACCCAAGGCUGAAGAGGUACAGGAGGACCAGGAUAGCAGCUAUGAGGAAGAACAACCAGAUGGGUACCUCCAUCCCAGCCUGAUGAUCCAGCGUGCCUCUCCCACCCCUGACCUCAAACCUAUUAAGAUGCCAGUAGUCAGCAUCCAUGACACUCCGUAUGGACAGCUCAUCAAGUCACUCAAACGUUCCAACAAACAGCAUGAGAAGGCCAAUGACAAUGCACCUGACCGACAAACUUGUGAAGAAGCGCCGUCCAUACAGCCACCUCCACUGCCUCCCUUUAUGUCUGCAUCAGAGUACAGCCCCUCCAAUUCGAGUUUGCCGCUCCCCCCAGGGCUUGAGCCUGUCACUCUCCCGUCCGCGCAGCAGCCCCAGCCCCCUCCCCCAGGGACGGAUGUGGGCGGAAACUUCUACCUCAGCCGGGACAGUCCGGCCAGUGAAGACAGUUCUUCAAGGGAAUCCUUUAGUAUACCUGGUGCUCCACAAAUCGUUCCACCCCCACCUGACCUUCAGCCUGUCAUAGACAGAAUGGCAAUGUAUGUUGCCAAAAAUGGGGUUGAGUUCGAAAUUGUUGUAAAAAGUAAAAACGAUCCCAGAUUUGCUUUUUUGGAGUCCUACCAUGUCCAUUACCCUUACUACAACUUCAAGAAAAAUAUUCAUAUCACAGAGACAGCCAAGGAGAAGAGACGCUUAGAAAAGGAACGACCUAAAGGGGUGAGCUUCAGCAUCAAAGGCAAGCCUCGCGAACAAGAGAGUACUUCACUGGAAAAAAGUCAGGUGUUUGACAAUGAUAGCAGUGAUGAAGAAA